Rotaria sp. Silwood1 is the source of this 4662-nucleotide messenger RNA. Lineage: Eukaryota; Metazoa; Rotifera; Eurotatoria; Philodinida; Philodinidae. The record is from the annotation of a GenBank genome assembly.
UCGAAAAUUGGACGUUAAAGGCUGGUCAAUUUUGAUCUUUUCCAUUCAUAUUGAAUUUUAUACAUCCAGUAAAUAGAUGCCAUACAAUACUUAAAAUAGCUCACUUUUGUCAUCUGUUGACGCUCUAUCUUUUGGUAUGUGGGAUGAAAAAAUUCUCUGAUUUGUAGAAGUAUAAUGUAGUGUAGACAUUUAGGAGAUAAUGAAUCGCUAUUUUGUCGAUGGCAGAUAGGUAGUGCUAAAAAGCCGAUCAAGGCUAACUUUUCUAUAAAAAAUUCACAUAAAGUAAACAUUUAAUGUUUUAGAUGAUGAUCUUUCGAAUGAGUAUGAAAAAGUCAAAGAAAAUCAAAUUUUGAGAACUUCUUCGUAUAAUUGGAUCAUUCUCGACAUUCUCACAAAAAAUUUUUUAAGUACUUGCUACAUCCACUUAAAAUAUUAUAGCUACUAUUGUAAAAAUGUGAAAAAAGAAACAAGAAUAUUAAAAAAGCAGUUAAAAUUGUCAUUGUUUUAAAGAAUAUGGUAAAGAAAAAGAGUGAGGCUACAAAACUUUUUUAUUCUAUGAUUUUUUCCAAGAAAAAGAAACAUAUUUUGCUGGAAACAAUGUAAAUUUGUUAAAGUGAAUGAGAAAAGGCACUCCUUGCACUUCUCCGUCGACAUCACACUCUUGUUUGUUUUUUACUUUCUUGUUCAUAGUAAUGUUGAUUUAGGCCGCUUUUUUUUCUUCUUUUUCUUUGUAGCACAUGUAUUUUUCACUUGAAAUUUUUCAACCAAGUGUGGAAUCUCCUACUAAAAUAUUUUGGUACUCGUUGGUUUUUUAAUAAGAUUAAACAUGAUUCAUAGGUAUCUUUUUGUUAAUUUAUCAAAAGAACAAAAGAAAAAAAUCUGUUGACCAAAAAAAAAGAUUGUCUUCACACAUAGUGAAACAGCACAAAAUGAAGCGAAAAAAUUGUAUUGGAUUCGAUCAGCAUCUGUUUCAAUUGUUUCUCAGUUCCCAUUCAUACUUUUUUUUUUUACAUCUUCUAUUGAUUGGAAAUAUCUGUAGAUAUAAUGUGUACCAUAUUGUAAAUAGCAUGAAUUAUAACCUUUAUUCUUUUUCAAAUGUAUUGAUAUAAAGUAGGUUUUAAUCAGACAAUAAAGUGCCUAUUGACAUAAGUUUUGAGAAAUUUUUAAACCCAUGUAGAAAAUAGUCAUAUUUUCACUUUUUGUUUGAAUGUGAAGUUUGCUACAGUUCUUAUGAACUCUUUUUUUUUUUUGGAUCGGAUAUUGUAUUUCACUACAUACUACUGCAUGUUAGUGAUUUCAAAUGAAAACAGUUGACAUUGAAAUCAUGCAGCAGACAUAAAAAUUCAUUUGUUUUCAAAUUCAUUAACUCAAGAUCAAAAAGAACAUUUUUAUGAUCGUUUGACUAUUUAUGCAUUAUGAAUGAAUUCAAGUUUUUCAGCCCUGAAUUUACGCUGAACGAUAUAGCCAAUUUUGUUGCACAUUUUUUAUUCACAGAUUAACCGUUACUGUUGACGUAAAAUUUGAUAGAACCCGUCAAAUUUGAUAAGUACAAUAAGUUUUAUGCUGUAGGAAUAUUAAUUAUUUUUGUGCCACUUUCUUUUUUGAUCUAUGGAUUUCUAUUCUUGUACAGCAGCAUAUGAUCCAUGUUUUAUUAUCUGAUAAUGCUGUUUUAGAAACCUUCUAAAGCCUUGGAAAAGACAAAAAACGUGCCUUACUCUUUAUGCGCCACUCGUUCGAUGUAUCUUUGCUUUGCGUGGUUCAAAACAUUUUAGUUAUUCUUCUUCUCUGAUUUUUUUCUGAUCAAGAUGCUGCUUAUGUAAAGCAUAGUCUCUAACUCAUUUGAAUAAUAAUAAUAAUAUGCGCUUGACUGACAUAUAUAGACACACAAUAUUUUCAAUAAAAAAAAGUCUUAUGUUUCAUGAAGGAAAUAAAAAUUAAAUAUUUAGUUGAUAAGAAAUUAUGCAUACAGAGUGACAAAUAAUUACAUUCAUUCAUUCAUUCGAUUUUAUUUGGCAUCAUCUAAAUACAUUUAUUUGUUUAUUAUUGGCUCCCUAUUUAUCAACGGUAAUGAUGACUUUAGUGUUUUAUACUCUUCAUUCAUAUGUAAAAUUAGCAGCCAUAAAAAAAAGAAAAAGUAGCAUUUAUGUGUUUAGAAAAAGAAAACUUUUUUUAUACCUCCUUUACUUUGACAAUUGUUUGUUCAAUUAAUAUCAUACUUUUUUUUUCAAUUCCUAUUUCAUUAUUCUUAGUUUCAAGUAUUGAUGCCAGGGUUACAUCAGAAUAUUUUUGACGUUCUUUUUUUUUGUUGUCUAUUACAGUAAAUAUGUAAUGAUAAUAAUUGCAUAUAAAAUAUGACAAGUAUAUAUUUUCAUAUAGACUGUCGAUAGCGUGAACAAAGAAAUUUGAGAAGCUAAAUUACUUUUUUCAAUCAGACUAAUUAAACUAGUGCUCUAGUAGUUUAUUUCAAGAAAAAAAAAAAAGAGAAAAAAGAAAAGAAGCAUGAAAAAAAAGUCAUUAUGAAGAGUCAUAUGUUGAAAUACUAUGAUUCAUUUCAAUAAUCACUAAAGUGUGUUUCUCAUUUUUAAAUAGCAAUCAAGAAAAACACAAAAUGACAAAUUCUAAUAGUAAGUCUUUUCUUAAUAUUAACAAUCGAAUUUCAAAUUUACAUUUAGUGACUAAUGACAACGUUAAUAGCUGGGUCGUCUUAUUCAAUGUACCUAACACACUAUGUUGGUUUCGUAUUGUACUUUUGUUUGUCAGUAUUCGAUAUUUCGGGUAUGAAAUGAUUUAAAAAAAAAUGUUCAUUUUUUAAAGCAACAAAAAAAGGAAAGAAUGUAUCAUAUAUAGAAAAUUAAAAAAAAAUAUCUUUACAUGCUUUGAAAUUAAUCGAUUCAGUUAGAACAAAAGUUCCUAUCAUUAAAUAUUUAUUUUUAAGACUGUUCUAUAUUGAUAUUACAAAAUAGAAAAAACUGUUUUUUCCUUUUCUUUAGUCAACGAAAUUACUUAUUAUUUGUUAUUUAUCAUACAGUAUCAGGUUUUCUUGAUUCUCUUGAUGGUAUAUUUGCACGUCAUUUAAAUCAAAAGUCAUUAUUGGGUGCAUAUUUUGAAUUUAUAUUAGAUACAUAUGCACAUUUCGUAAUGUAUGCAUGUAUUGGAUUACUCUAUCCAUCUUAUAUAGUUUAUUUUUAUAUUGAAAUUGCACUUGAAUUAUGGAAUAUAAUGUUUAAUUCUCAUGUAAAUGCAUUACCAAAAUCAAAUCUGGCAUGGUUACAUAAAACCACAUUUUUAUCAACAACAUGUUCAGUAUCGAUUUAUCAUAGUCCAAAUCUUCGUUUAUUCAAUUGGUAUGGACCAGAUAUAUUUCAUACCGUAUUAGUUCUACGGUAUAUUCUCGUUGAUGAUAAUAAUAAAAAAUUAAUUCGAUAUAUUCAACGUUAUAUUACGUUGAAUAAACUUUAUUUAUUUAUUAAAAUUAUACUUAUUUUUACUGGGUUUUUUUCGAUAUUACGUACAAUCAAUAAAACUCAUCAAAGUAAUUUAUUUUUCUGGUUUUUUCCUUCACAAAAUGGUAAUACAAAUGCACCAUUACUUGUAUGGUUACAAGGUGGACCAGGUUCAUCAUCUUUAUUUGGUUUAUUUGCUGAACAAGGUCCAAUUAUGGUUGAUAAAGAAAAAAAACUUCAUCCAAAUGAUAUAACAUGGAAUUCAAAAUAUCAUCUACUUUAUAUUGAUCAACCAGUUGGAACAGGUUAUAGUUUUACUAAAAGUGAACAAGGUUAUGUACGUAAUGAAGAUGAAGUAGCUCGUGAUUUAUAUUCAAUGUUAACACAAUUCUUUCAACUAUAUAAUGAAUAUGUAUUAUGUCCAUUUUAUGUUACUGGUGAAUCUUAUGGUGGAAAAUAUGUACCAGCUAUAGUUUAUAAAAUUCAUAUUGAAAAUCCUCAAGCUAAAGUAAAAAUCAAUCUUAAAGGUAUGGCUAUUGGUGAUGGUCUUAUAGAUCCAUAUAAUGAAUGGGAUUAUGGACCAGCAAUGUAUCAAUUUGGAUUAAUUGAUGAACAGCAAUUGGAACUUGUUAACUUACAAACAUCAUUAGCACGAACUGCAAUAGAACUGAAGCAAUAUUUAUUAGCUUAUGCAAUAUUUAGCAAUUUAUUGGAUUUGUUUUAUACAGAAAAAACUGGUUUAAAUGAUGUUUAUAAUUAUUUAUUAACACAAUUACCAGAUGCAUUUGGUUAUUAUGUACCAUGGGUGACAGCAAGUGAAAAUCGCCGUAAAAUUCAUGUUGGACAUCAACGUUAUAAUGAUGGUGCAGUAGUUGAUAUUGCUCUAGCAAAUGACAUUAUGCAGUCGAUUGUCGGAAAAGUUGUUGAAAUCGCUAAUAAUAAUUAUAAAAUACUGAUUUAUAAUGGUUUACUCGAUGUUAUUAUAGCAUCAUCAUUAACUAUGGAUUGGGUUGAUAAACUUCAAUGGAAAUAUGCUGAUGAACUUCGAAGUGCUGAACGAAAAAUUUGGAAAGUUAAAGAGGACGAUAAAGAAGUAGCUGGUUAUUUAAAACAAGCACAUUCAUUUUAUGUUGCUUGGGUUCGAAAUGCUGGUCAUAUGGUACCAGCUGAUCAACCAAGAGCUGCAUUUGAUCUUAUUGAUCGAUUUAUAUCAGCUUAA